GAAGUGUUAAGCUACUUUCGAGAGGACAUAGUUUGAUAUACGUUCGCCUAUUUCCGCUUUAUUUUUCUACACUAUUAUUUAUAUAUCGACUCUUUUUUUGAUGUAUUAUUCUUCAGCUAGUAAUACAUUACUCGUGUGUACUUUAUUGUUGGUGAGCUAGCAUGAGAGUCCGUUUAGCACAAAUGAAUUUCGUUAAUGUGAUGUGAGCUUCGGAAGGAAAAGUCAAGUUUGUUACCUUUCAGGAUGUACACCUUGUUGUCAGGUCUUUACAAGUACAUGUUUCAAAAAGAAGAGUAUUGCGUUUUGAUUCUUGGGCUCGAUAAUGCUGGCAAAACGACAUUUCUGGAGCAAACCAAAACGAAAUUUUGCAAGAACUACAAAGGAAUGAGCCUUUCCAAAAUCACCACCACUGUCGGUUUGAAUAUUGGCACUAUAGAUGUGGGGAAAGCACGCCUGAUGUUUUGGGAUCUUGGAGGACAAGACGAAUUGCAGUCACUGUGGGACAAAUACUAUGCAGAAUCUCAUGGUGUUAUCUAUGUAAUUGACUCCACCGAUGAAGAGCGUCUGGCUGAGUCUAAGGAUGCCUUUGAGAAGAUGAUUAGUAGUGAGGCUCUUGAAGGGGUUCCACUUCUGGUGCUUGCAAAUAAACAAGACGUAGAGAAUUGCUUGUCUGUACCUGACAUUAAGACAGCAUUCAGUGACUGUGCACCCAAAAUUGGUAAACGGGACUGUCUGGUCCAGCCUUGCACUGCUCUGACAGGUCAGGGGGUGAACGAAGGGAUUGAGUGGAUGGUGAAGUGUGUGGUUCGGAACAUUCAUCGUCCACCUCGACAAAAAGACAUUACAUAAACUGUCUCUGUGUGUGUGUGUGUGUGUGUGUGUGUGUGUGUGUGUGU
Molecule: messenger RNA, 896 nt
Organism: Ictalurus punctatus (channel catfish)
Lineage: Eukaryota; Metazoa; Chordata; Actinopteri; Siluriformes; Ictaluridae
Gene: arfrp1
Product: ADP-ribosylation factor related protein 1
Biological process (GO): intracellular protein transport; Golgi to plasma membrane protein transport; protein localization to organelle
Cellular component (GO): Golgi apparatus
Molecular function (GO): GTPase activity; GTP binding
Source: RefSeq, marked provisional